Molecule: messenger RNA, 510 nt
Organism: Dentiscutata erythropus
Lineage: Eukaryota; Fungi; Glomeromycota; Glomeromycetes; Diversisporales; Gigasporaceae
Source: the annotation of a GenBank genome assembly
AUGCCAGACGUUCUCACCAUCUCUUACAUCAAAAAUAAUCCAAAUUUCUAUAACUAUUGUGACCAACAAUUGGAAGAUGUGGUAGGAAUAGAUGAAUAUCAUUCAUUUACGGCUUGUAAAGGAUUAAGUGAUUUGGCAAAUAAUGAUCCACCUACCAAUUUUUCAAACAUAAACGGCAUAGGUAGAGACUUUGAUAAAUGGGCCAGAAGCAAAGAAUACAGGAGAUACAUCCAUAUUCCCAAAAAUCCAACUAAAAAUCCAGAAAAAGUCACCAAUGCUGAACACAAUCCUUAUGGCUAUACAAAAAUUCCUCAAGCACCUUGGGAACCCGCUGAUAUUUACACAGAGGACCCAACAUUCAAUGGGUUUCAAUCCAAACCAAUCAAUAGUAAUACUUGCCUGAAUAUUCAUAAUUUUAAAACUAGUCGAUUAUCUCCUUGUGCACGACGUGCUCAACAGAAAAUGACAAAAACAGAUACGCCAUUUAUUUUCACUAACAUUAACAUAAAA